AUUUGAUUUAUGUACACCUCACCAACCCCAUUUCCUCUCUCUCUCCUCUCUCUCUCUCUCUCUCUCUCUCUCACACACACACACACACACCAGAAUAUUUCCUUGCAGGAAUCUUGCCACAAUAUUUUGUCGACCGACAAGAGCGAGAGAGAAUUUAGUCGCUCAAUCGCCACCCCUCUCAAUUUUUUUUUUGUUUUUUUUUUUUUUGAAAUUUUGCUCCGUCGCUCAAUUCAUACAUUUUAUCCUCAAACCGUUGAUCAUCUAUAUUUAUAUCCGAUCAACUUUUUGCUUUUGCUUCAUCCCCUUCCUUUUUUUUUUCUGCUGCAAUUUUGAAGAUAAUGGACGAAUUCGGAGUCCUGGUCGAGAGCAUUGGAUUCAGAGCCCAUGGAAGAUCAGCUCCCAUGGCGAAAUUGAAGCCCAAACCUAAAUCGCAUACCACCCCCAAUAGCACCGUCAACACGUCUUCGUUUGAUAAUUCCUAUUCAUUACCUGUUGACGAGCUCGACGGAAUAUUCCGAUCCAAUGCUAAUAUCUCUAGAACGCGGCAAUUUCAGAAUAGCUUCGUUGAUGACGAUAUUUUCGGCGGCUCUGUUUCUACUUCGAAUCAAUAUGGGGGGAUUGAUUUUGAAUCCGUGUUUAAUAGCUCGAAUAAUCGGACGAAUAACAACAGUUGCAAUUUGGAUUCAAGGAAUCCUACAGGUUUCAAUGAUUACGAUGAUCUUCUGGGGUUAAAUUCAAAGCAGAAAGAUCCUGUUGAUGAUUUGGUUGGGAGUUUUGGGAUGAGUUCCAGUGGGAAGCAUGAUAAAAAGGUGCCUGGUUUGAUACCUGGACCCGGAGCUGCUGCCCCUUCAAAGAUAAUAAACAUCACUCCAGUGUCGAAAGGCCGUCCGUCUAACUCUAGCUCAAAUGUGAUUGAUGAUCCUUUCUUAGCCUUUGAGUCAUCUUUACCUCAGUCGGAUGCCUCUUGGUCUUUUGUUGGGUCUGACAAAGAUAAAGGAAACGAUUCAGUUGAAUCUUGGGUUGAUGAGUUUGAUGAUUUCUCCAAGGGUGGGGCAAAGAGUGGUUCAAACGUUGACGGAUUUACAACCACAAGUAAGAAGCCAAGUUCCGGCACAAGUUCGAAUGGGUUUGAGAAUGCCAAUUAUCUGGAUGAUAUUUUUGGUGGUGGUAAUGCUGUGCAUCGAAACAAUGGAGCAAAACCAAGUUCUAUGGCUCAGGAUCCAUUCUUUGAUGACUUCUUCCAUGAAAAGAAGGAGCCUGAAGUGAAACAAAAUUUUCCUCCCGCCUCAUUGAGCACAAAGAAGAAUUUCUCUGCUACAAAUGUAGACAAUGAUUUUGCUUCAGUUUUUGGAGAUGUUGUCACUUCGUCUGGAGAGUUUCAUGAAAUUGAGGGGGAACCUGCAGAAAGACGAAGAGCUAGGCUAAAUCGCCAUAUGAGAAUGAAUGAACGCAUGGCUGGAGCACUUGCUGCAAAGAACCAGCGUGAUCUUGAGAUUCAGUAUGAGCAGGACGAGAAACGUAGGCUUGCCGAAACCUUCGAGCAUGACAUAAAGCGUUGGGCUGCUGGGAAAGAAGGAAAUUUACGUGCCUUAUUGUCCUCAUUAGAGCAGGUUUUGGGGCCUGAAUCUGGCUGGCGUCCAGUCUCCCUGACAGAUUUGAUUACUUCCGACUCAGUGAAAAAGGUUUACAAGAAAGCAACUUUAUACGUCCACCCGGACAAAGUUCAACAAAGAGGAGCAAAUCUCCAGCAAAAAUAUAUCGCGGAAAAGGUUUUUGAUAUUCUUAAGGAAGCUUCGAACAAAUUUACUGCAGAGGAACUGCGAUAAUUUCCCAGGAUGAAAACUUUCAGGAUUCCUUGUGUUCAACCUAUGAUCCGGCAGGAACCAUCAAGAACAAGAAGCUGUAUGCUCUGUCAAAGUAAUCAUUUUCAACUCUCGUUGUGAAUUUUCUUUAAUGCUUAUGUAAUGAAAUAAUAAAAUGGUUUGCAUGUCUUGUUACUACUUGUACUUCCUUCUUUCCAAAUUUAAUUAAUUUGUGGAUGCAUAUAAUUCAACACUAUGUUCUAUAAACAAGAUUUGAAAUCAACAACGCUGGACCAGAAGAAAAAUUGUUUGAUUC
This is a messenger RNA of Erythranthe guttata (spotted monkey flower), 2118 nucleotides long. RefSeq lists its product as uncharacterized. NCBI's taxonomy places the organism in Eukaryota, Viridiplantae, Streptophyta, Magnoliopsida, Lamiales, Phrymaceae. Gene Ontology annotation, biological process: clathrin-dependent endocytosis; clathrin coat disassembly. Gene Ontology annotation, molecular function: clathrin binding. Gene Ontology annotation, cellular component: vesicle; intracellular membrane-bounded organelle; cytoplasm. The record is from RefSeq and is a predicted model, not a curated record.